Messenger RNA from Nicotiana tabacum (common tobacco), 1966 nucleotides. RefSeq names its product ethanolamine-phosphate cytidylyltransferase-like. Gene Ontology annotation, biological process: phosphatidylethanolamine biosynthetic process. The record is from RefSeq and is a predicted model, not a curated record. Gene Ontology annotation, molecular function: ethanolamine-phosphate cytidylyltransferase activity. Lineage: Eukaryota; Viridiplantae; Streptophyta; Magnoliopsida; Solanales; Solanaceae. Gene Ontology annotation, cellular component: cytoplasm.
GGAAGAAAGGUUAAGAUUCGAUCGGGCAAAUUCUCUUUUAUUAUUAUUUUUUAAUUUAUUUUUUUGGGAUUCUGAUUCCUGGAUGUGGCGUUAAUUUCGAUGUAAACAAUUUGCAAACAAAAUCAUACACCCUUUUCAUUAUUUCACCAUUUUAUUCUGAAUCAUACCAUCUUCCCUCCGUAAGGGCCUCUCUUCCUCUUUUGUAGCAUAAAGAGGCCCUCAAGGACCGUGAAAAAGUUAGGGAAGGGAAGAGGAAAUGGAUUUUGAAAGCAACAAUUGGGUUUGGGAAGGCAUGUAUUACUACCCACGCCUUUUUGGUGGGAUCAUGCUGACUGCAGCCUUGCUCGGGUUAUCCACGAGCUAUUUUGGCGGGAUCAGUGUUCCUACUCUACUUUAUCCUUUUGCUGAUCGAAGUAUCUUUCAUAAAAAGAAGCACGGGAAGAAGCGUGUUCGUGUUUAUAUGGAUGGUUGUUUUGACCUUAUGCAUUACGGCCACGCAAAUGCUUUGAGACAAGCAAAAGCGUUGGGAGAUGAACUGGUAGUCGGAGUUGUCAGUGAUGAGGAAAUUAUUGCCACUAAAGGUCCUCCAGUUUUAUGCAUGGAAGAAAGACUUGCUCUUGUUAGUGGCUUGAAGUGGGUGGAUGAAGUGAUUUCGAGUGCUCCUUAUGAAAUUACUGAAGAAUUUAUGAACCGUCUAUUCAAUGAGUAUAACAUUGACUACAUUAUACACGGUGAUGAUCCCUGUCUACUUCCAGACGGAACUGAUGCUUAUGCCUUGGCCAAAAAAGCUGGUCGCUACAAGCAAAUUAAACGAACUGAAGGUGUCUCCAGCACAGACAUUGUAGGGAGGAUUCUCUCUUCCUCAAAAAGUAGAAAUACUCCUCAAGAUUGCUCCAAUUCUUCUCCCACUGGCGAAGCGGAUAGUAUAAAUAAUAAAUGUGGUGAGGAAAAACAAGCAAAGGGCGGUCACAUAUCUCAUUUUUUGCCCACGUCAAGACGGAUUGUGCAAUUUUCAAAUGGGAAGGGGCCUGGGCCUAAUUCUAGAGUGGUAUAUAUUGAUGGUGCAUUUGACCUUUUCCAUGCUGGACACGUUGAGAUUCUCAGAAGGGCAAGGCAACUUGGAGAUUUUCUUUUAGUUGGUAUUUAUCCAGACCAAACUGUCAGUGAACUUCGUGGACAUCAGUAUCCGCUGAUGAAUCUGUAUGAGCGCAGUCUUAGUGUACUUGCAUGCCGUUAUGUUGAUGAGGUCAUCAUUGGUUCUCCUUGGGAAGUAACUCAGGAUAUGAUAACAACUUUCAACAUUUCUUUGGUUGUACACGGGACAGUUUCUGAGAGCAACUCUUCCAUGGAAGGGGGUCAGGAUCCUUAUGCAGUUCCUAAAAGCAUGGGAAUCUUCCAAGUGAUUGAGAGCCCAAAAGAUAUUACUACUACUUCGGUUGCUCAAAGAAUCAUCGCUAAUCAUGAGAUCUAUGUGAAAAGGAAUACCAAGAAAGCAGCAAGCGAGAAAAAAUACUACGCGGAAAGGAAGUAUGUUUCAGGCGAUUAAUAAUUUUCACUUCACCAGCCUGGCCCUUGUGUAGCUGACUUGUAUUAGGCGAAGCUGCUCCCUUUCCGAGGUAGUUCUUCCUGUACUUUUUGUAUUUGAAAGAUAUAUAACAGAGAAGGGGACAAGAUACAAGAAGAAAAUACCCUAGACAGAAGAUCUAGAAAUUUUUUUGGUUCUAUUUUUAAUUUAUUUUUGGUUGUAAUCCUCCUCUUCGGCAUGUUGCCGGAGAUGGUAAAGCUAAUUUCCUAAUCUCGGGAAUCAAAUGAUUGCUGUAAUAGUGAAGAAACUACUGCUCUAUAGUUAAUUUAAGUUCCAUUUUUAAAUUUCAAGCAGUUCCACUGCCUCUGUACAUAAACUAGAUCUUGAUUCUGUUGUUCUUUUUAUCAUAAAAUUUUGAUGAUUAUGACUUUGUAAAGGGUA